Molecule: messenger RNA, 2074 nt
Organism: Cyclopterus lumpus (lumpfish)
Lineage: Eukaryota; Metazoa; Chordata; Actinopteri; Perciformes; Cyclopteridae
Gene: lactb2
Product: lactamase, beta 2
Exons: 7
Coding region: 90-953 (287 amino acids)
Cellular component (GO): mitochondrial matrix
Molecular function (GO): single-stranded RNA binding; RNA endonuclease activity
Source: RefSeq, a predicted model, not a curated record
UUCCGGUACACAUCCGGUUUGGCUUCCACAUAGGUAAUGGGUGUGUUCUGCUCCGUUUCUUCGCAGCCGACGUGACUUCGCCUCCGACUAUGAGCGCUAUCAUCCCGCGGAUAGAGCAGCUGUCCGCCCGCGUCGUCCGGGUUCUGGGCUGCAACCCGGGGCCGAUGACCCUGCAGGGGACGAACACGUACCUGGUCGGAACCGGAGAAAGGCGAGUGCUGAUCGACACUGGAGAACCCGCUGUGCCCGAGUACAUCAGCAGUCUGAAACAGGCCCUGAGUCAGUUCAACGCCAGCAUCCAGGAGAUCAUCGUCACCCACUGGCACCGCGACCACUCAGGCGGAGUGGAGGACGUCUGCAGGGACAUCACUGGUCCCGAGGUCAGAGUCAGCAAACUGCCUCGCUCCGGCCCUGUCGAAGACGCGGCCGGACAGAAAAGCUUCACCUACCUGAAAGACGGAGAUGUUGUCCAGACGGAAGGGGCCACGCUCAAGGUGCUGUUCACCCCGGGCCACACCGACGACCACAUGGCGCUGCUGCUGGAGGAGGACCAGGUGCUCUUCUCCGGAGACUGCGUCCUGGGCGAGGGCACGGCCGUGUUCGAGGACCUCCACGAUUACAUGAAGUCUCUGAGGAUCCUGCUGGACUCUCGGGCCGACGUCAUCUACCCCGGUCACGGACCCGUGGUGCAGGACGCUGCCUCUAAGAUCAGAUACUACAUCAGCCACCGGGAACAAAGGGAGCAGCAGAUCCUGGCAGCCAUUCAGAAGGGAGCCGGACGGCCGUUCUCCUCGAUGGAGCUCGUCAAGAUCGUCUAUAAGGACACCCCUGAGUACCUGCACAAAGCGGCCAACGUGAACCUGGUCCAUCACCUCAAGAAACUGGAGAAAGAAGGCACCAUCUGCCUGGUGAACGAAUCUUCACCAAACAGCAAAUGGAGGAGCAACCUGUGAAGAAGUGCUCUCUGAAUUGACCUUUUCGCCACGGAUGAUGGAAAUCCAAUUAUCACCUCAUAACAUAAUAUUUACGACUGAAUUAUUCCUUAUAUCUGCUGAUUGACGGAGAUGUCACUGAUGAAUCUUGAAUGUUUGUCCCACUUGUUGCCUUGGAUGUCUCGGAUCUCACUGCCUUCGCUUUAACUAGCAGCCGAUAACUCAAAACUUAACCAUUGAGAACAAAACCCUAAAAACAGCUGUGCGGUGAGUGAAAAGGCCUUUCAUUGGUGGAGAAGUUGAGAGAACAGUCCACAAACAUAUCACUUUAUUAAAACUUGUAAUUUUCUGCUCAGUCUUGAAUAUUAAACACUUGUUGCAAGAAAUGCUGCACAUGUUUUGAAGCCAGACACUAGGUGGCAGCCUCUGCUAAUUAAUUUUAAUAAAGGGGCUUUGAACAGUAAAUUGUGAUAAUGUACAAUUUAGCACAGAUGUUUUGCAUUUGUGAAAAUAAAAAAUAAGUAAAGAAUAUUUGAUGGAUUGUUUAAAAAAUAUUAAUGAUGCUAAAUUAUUGUGUAUUUGUGAAAAUUAUUAGAUCAUCCUGAGCUCAUCAUAAACGUUUCUAUCUCAACAAUAUAAGUCAUAAGGGUCUCUGCUUCAAAAACAAGAACAGAUGAAUACGAACUCAAGUAAAUCGUCAUGAUGACGAUUGUGUGAGUAAUAAUGAGAUCGACUGUGAACCUUUGACCUGUGGUCGCCCCCCUAGUGAGUCUCAUCUGUUUUCGUGUUGACUAACAGCUGUGAUGUGAUCUGACUGUUUGGGGAAUUUUAUUUUGUUAUAUCAAAACAGGAGGAAGUUUUUCUGUAGGUUGUUCUACUUAAAGGUGAUUUCAGGGUACCCGUUUAAAAUAUAGUAUGGAACUAUUGAUAAGUGUUGUAGAAUACAUCUUGUAUAUUACUGUAUUUGUAUUGAUAGUAAAAGUCUUUCACGAAUGUAUUUGGGAUAUAUUGAGAGAUUAUUUGCAUUAAAUAUACAAUUUCCUUCAGAAGAGAAGUAGCUAAAUAGAUGACAAUUGGGGCUCUAAAUCACUAAAGGGAUAUGUUAUUCACAUCGUUUGUUUUUAGUAAAGCUGUAAAACACC